This is a messenger RNA of Camelus dromedarius (Arabian camel), 4264 nucleotides long. RefSeq names its product RPGR interacting protein 1 (gene RPGRIP1). Gene Ontology annotation, biological process: non-motile cilium assembly; retinal rod cell development. The coding region runs from base 969 to 4184 and encodes 1071 amino acids. NCBI's taxonomy places the organism in Eukaryota, Metazoa, Chordata, Mammalia, Artiodactyla, Camelidae. Gene Ontology annotation, molecular function: thromboxane A2 receptor binding. The record is from RefSeq and is a predicted model, not a curated record. Gene Ontology annotation, cellular component: photoreceptor connecting cilium. The transcript has 27 exons.
CGGGUACCCCGGAGGUCUGAUUGGCGGCCGCGGUAUCCUAUGUCUGUGCCUUAGAGAGCCUGGUGGAAGGCCCGCCCGGAUCUCGGAAUUCCCGCGGCGCGGGGGCGGGGAAGGAUUGCGGGAUUUUGUUUGGUAGCCGGCUCGGAGGAUCUGCCCUAGCCCCGGGCCUAGAUAAAAGGAAGAGCUACCAGUAAGUCCUUUGUCGUGCGGCGUGGAUAAAGAAGAGGCUUUUAAUUAAGUGGGGAAGGAGCACUAAAGACUAGAAAACUCGUCAGCCCUGCAGUUUUUCCUACCCUAGGGCUCCCUCUUGUACAACUCCACUUCUCAGCCUGUCAAGCCCUUCUUCAGACAGCCCAUAUCUCACCCAAACCAACUGACUUCCUUAUUCCUCUCCACUACAAAAAGGUUACUACAGGAUAUUGAAUAUGGUUCCCCGUGCAAAUUGUCAACUUUGAACAAGUAAUCAGACAGAAAACAUCUCCAUGUGUUUAAAGCCUCAGCUCAGUUGCCACAUUGCAGUUUAAAACUGCCUCAUAGCACUGUGGUUUAUUUUUCCACUCAUCUCUUCUCCCCUCCUGGAUGCAAGCCAGGAGGACAAGAGGAUUCUCUAGGACUAGAGGACACCAGAACAGUCAGAGAAAAGAAUCUAGAGAGAGCUCUCUGGAGGAAGCAAGAACUAUGAAAAGAUGCUGAGAGACUCAAGGAUAAGAAGGAACUAGCCAUGUACAGAACAAGGGAAAGAACAUUCCAGCCAUGUACAAAGGCCCUGAGGCAAGAAGAACUUGAUGGUUUCAGGAGCAGAGAGGAGGCUGGUGUCAAAGAGUGCUAUUUGCUGGAAGAGAAGAAAUACAAAGUAUGAUCUGAAAAAACAAGAAGGUCAGAUCCUGCAGAGCCACACUGACCACGCUUGGGAGCUGAUAUGACAUCUCAUCUGCUGGCGGAAAGUACAUCAAGGAUGUGUUAGAGACAUGGACUCGAUAUCUCCUAUGAUACCAACGUCCAAAGGUAAGAAUAUAAAAACUCAACUGCCCUUGAGCAGGAUGAGCCAGGAAGAACUGGAAGACAGUUUAUUUCGUCUUCGUGAUGAGCACAUUUUGGUGAAGGAGCUUUUUUGGAAGCAACAGGAUGAGAUCAAAAGGAUGAGGACAGCCUUGCUCCGGCUAACCGCGGCAGGCCGGGACCUGAGGCCCGAGGUAGCAACGGCUGAGCAGCUCCGGGAGCCCGCCAGGCGGCGGCGGAACGCAGGGUGGCGGCAGCGCCCCGCCAAGCAUCAGCGCCCUCCCAUGCACGGGCUGCAACUGCAGCUCCAGCGCGUGGGCCCCCCUGCUCCCCGCCGCACCCAGCCUCGCGUCCACGUGGGACACAGACAGCUCCACACCGCAGGGGCGCUGGGGGCCGAGAAACCCAAGAGGGAGUCAAGGGACCGGCUGAGCUACACAGCCCCUCCCACAUUCAAGGAACAUGUGACAAGUGAAAAAGCCAGAGGAGAAAUAGCCAGUGAACCCAGCAAACUCAAUACUAUGGAAGUGGAAGAACCACUCAAGUCUCCUGAGAAAAUGUGGUCCAAAGAUGAAAACUGUGAACAGAGGAGCUCUUUGGAGUGUGCUCAGAAGGCCACAGAGCUUCGAGCUUCCAUUAAGGAGAAUAUACAGCUGAUACGACUUCAGAAGCUCUUACGUGAAAGGAAUACCUGUUUGGCAGCGACAAAAGCACAAUUAACGGAAGUUCAGGUGGCUUAUGAUACUCUGCUCCAGAAGAAUGAGGGAAUCCUGGGUGCAGCCCACGAUGCCCUCCUCAGCCAAGUGAAUGAGCUCAGGGCAGAGCUGAAGGAGGAGAGCAAGAAGGCUGUGAGCUUGAAGAGCCAACUGGAGGAUGUGUCCAUCCUGCAGAUAACACUGAAGGAGUUUCAGGAGAGAGUUGAAGAUUUGGAAAAAGAACGAAAAUUGCUGAAUGACAAUUAUGACAAACUCUUAGAAAACAUGCUGGACAGCAGCAAUCAGCCUCAGUGGAGCAAUGAGCUUGUAGGAGAACAGCUACAGCAGAAAGUCUCUCAGCUGCAGGACCAGCUGGAUGCUGAGCUGGAGGAGAAGAAGAAAGUCUUACUUCAGCUGUCCAGGGAGAAAGCUCAAAACAAGGAUCUGAAGCUCGAAGUCACCAAUCUGCUUCAGAAGCAUAAGCAGGAAGUAGAGGAACUCCAAAAUAAAGACACAAUUUCCCAAUCUCCUGACAGGCAAUCUGAGCCAGCCACUUACCCAGUUCUAUUCCAGGAGACUGUUCAGAUAGAGCCCUGUGAACCCAAAAAACAAGAAGAAAGGAAGCUGUCCCAGAUGUUAAGAGAGUUGCAAGUAUCCCAUGCAGAGACCACAUUGGAAUUAGAAAAGACCAGAGACAUGCUUAUUCUGCAGCGCAAAAUCAACAUGUGUUAUCAGGAGGAACUGGAGGCAAUGAUGACAAAAGCCGAUAAUGAAAAUAAGAAUCACAAAGAAAAACUGGAGAGGUUGAAUCGACUCCUAGAUCUCAAGAACAGUCGUAUCAAUCAGCUGGAAGGAGCUGGUGGAGAAGACUUCGGGGUGCUAGAGUACUGGAUGAGGCUGCGCUUCCCCAUAAGAUCCAGCCUACAGGCAUACAAUAAGCGAAAGAAAGCCCGGGCCUACCUGUCAGCCAAUCUGCUUGGAGCCUGGGAGGCCCAGGAGGACGAGUCCAGAUCAGAGACUUGCAAGCAUCAGAAUGAGCUGCGGGUGCAAAUCAUCCGAUGCUACGGCCUCCGGAGUCGACGGCGGCUGGGAGCCCAACCCAGUCCUUACGCCAUGUAUCGCUUCUUUACCUUUUCUGACCACGACACCACCAUCAUCCCAGCCAGUAACAAUCCCUACUUCAGAGACCAGGCUCGAUUCCCAGUGCUCAUGACUUCUGACCUGGAUCAGUAUCUGAGGCAGGAGGCCCUGUCUGUGUACAUUUUUGAUGAUGAAGACCCAGAGCCUGGCUCUUACCUUGGCCACGUCCAAGUGCCCUUGCUUCCUCUUGCACAAAACAAAUCCAUUACAGGUGAUUUUAACCUCACUGACCCUGCAGGGAAACCUAAUGGAUCUGUUCAGGUGCACUUGGAUUGGAAGUCUUGCUACCUGCCCCCAGAGAGCUUCCCAAAACCAGAAGCUAAGAGUAAGAACACCAAGGACAGUUUAGAGACCACAACUGAAGAGAAAAAAGCUGCCUUUCCUCCUCAGGACCAGAUGGUAUCUGUUGAGAUUCCUACUGAAACUGGCCAGUAUCAAGCUAAGGGAAAACUUCCUCAGGUGGGACAAAUAAAGGAAAGGGAACACCAGGUUGCAGCCUACUCAAGAAGAAAACAUGGCAAAAGAAUGGGUAUCCAAGGAAAGAACAGAAUGGAGUAUCUUAGUCGUAACAUCUUAAAUGGAAAUACGCUACAGUUGAACUACACUGAAUGGAAAUUCUCAGGGCUUAAGAUCUCUGCAGAUGGUGGUUUGAAGAAUCAGCAAAAGGAAGAGGAAAUGAUAUCAGCCCAUUCAGCACGGAUACAGAAGGAAGCCCUAUAUCCUGUGAAUGGUAAAGAAUCCUGUGAACAAACUUCUGAAGUCAGUGAAGCACAAACUACAGACAGUGAUGAAAUAAUAACACCUGUAUCUCAGAAACACCCUAAGGCAGAUUCAGAGAAGAUGUGCAUUGAAAUUGUCUCCCUGGCCUUCUACCCUGAGGCUAAAGUGAUGUGUGAUGAGAGCAUAAAACAAGUGUAUGUGGAGUACAGGUUCUACGACCUGCCCUUGUCGGAGACAGAGACUCCGGUGUCGCUGCGGAAGCCGAGGGCAGGAGAAGAGAUCCACUUCCACUUCAGCAAGGUGAUAGACCUGGACCCGCUGGAGCAGAAAGGCCGCAGGCAGUUUCUGUUUGCCGUGCUGACUGGACAGGACCCUGAGCGAGGACAUUUGAGGUUUACGGUGGUAAGCGAUCCUACGGCUGAGGAAGAGAAAGAGUGUCAAGAAGUAGGAUACGCGUUCCUGGAACUGAGGCCGGUCAUGGACUCCGGAAGGGACAUUCUAGAGCGAGAGCUCCACGUUGUUAGCCCCGAAGACCAGAGCACCCCAAUAGGAAGGCUGAAGGUGUCCCUUCAAGCGGCCGCCGCCCUCCAGGCCAUUUACAAGGAGAUGACUGGAGAUUUGUUUUCGUGAUGGAACAAGCGCUAUUCCAUUUCUAGACUGAGGGAACCAUAGUAAAAAGUCUCUUAUAAAGUAACUUGCUAUACCCUUAA